Molecule: messenger RNA, 7626 nt
Organism: Cryptosporidium ubiquitum
Lineage: Eukaryota; Apicomplexa; Conoidasida; Eucoccidiorida; Cryptosporidiidae
Exons: 1
Coding region: 1-7626 (2541 amino acids)
Source: RefSeq, a predicted model, not a curated record
AUGGCAACGAAUAAAAAGAGCUGGAAGAGGAAUGCUAACUUUAGGUUGCUUAUCCAACUUUUUCCUGCUUUUCUUUUUUGGAUUAUCCUCAGUUCUGGGAAAGCUCUAUCAUCUAUUAACGGAAACGGAAAACCUAAUGCAAAUGAAAUAGUGCAUUUCACUCAAAGAAAAUACCCCAAAAUCGAAAGAGAUUCUACAGAUAGUGCGUUUAAAACUGACCAGUCAAUUUUAGCUAAUUCCCUUACUUUUCAAGACCAUGGAACAAUUCCAGGUAUUCAGUUCAACCCCCCUACUGCAAAUGAUCAAUCAACCGAAAAUUCUUACGGUUCUUCACUUCUCCCCAAAUCUCUAGAUUCUAUGAAAGUAGUAUCUAGCUAUUAUCCAACACAAAAAAAACUAGAUCUUAGACAAUUUCAAAAAAAUAAACAUCCAGGAGGUGAUAAUCGCGAAUACAAUUCUCUAAUACUUGAUAGAUUUUUAUCUCAUGUCAAUUCAGUUCCUUUUGAUGCCCAAAGUGAAGACAAUUCCCUUUCAGUUGCGCCUUUCUCUUCUAAUUCAAACAACCCAGAUCUAUUAUUCUCUCAACUGGAUAUGGAAUAUGCGAGUAAAAAACAAGAAUUAAAAGGUCUUUCGGAUUAUAAAUCCAAUAUAGUAUCAGAAAACAUUUACCAGCCACCACAGUUACUUCAAAAUUCUCACGAUUCUGUUUCAAAACAAGCUCAAACGCCAACCCCAGGGUCUCUUUCAUCAAUUCCUCCAACACCCCUUUCACCAACAUUUUCAAUAAAUUCACAACCUGUACGAUCUCCUUCGCCACCUCCACCACCUCCACCACCUCCUCUCCCUGAACAAUUCUCAAUAGGUGCUCAAAAACAUCAAAGACUUGAUCCUUUGUUCGAACCUAUAGAUAAAAAGAAACAAGAUAGCUUCAUUAACGACCUGGUAAAAAUUAAGCUAGUCUCAGACGUCAUUCCAGCUCCAUUUAGAAAAAAUGAUCAAAAGUAUGAAUUUGAAUUUGCCCGUUCAAAGUACCAAAAUCUAAACAAUUAUAGAAUGAAGAACCUCGCAAUAACCAGGGAGAAAUUUAGAGAAAAUCAUGUAAAGCUGGACGAAAAAGCCUCUGAAGAACAAGAUCAAAAACAGAAUCAAAGCCAGAAUCAGAAUGCCUCUCUCUCUAAAAAGGCCGAAGAAGAUGAUAUUGAGAUGCAACCACUGCCUCUCGGCCCUCCUAUCCCAGGUACUGAACCCGGAAUAGAGGGUUUAUCUCACAUUAUUCCAAUGGAUAAAGUACCUUUAAGACCUCAAAAGCGUCAGGAUGAGUGGGAUUGUAUUACCUCCCAGGUUGAAAGAGACAAAACCACCUGGAAGGUUGAAAGAGGCAAAAUGAGGUUUAACUAUAUUCCAAAAUUCAGUGAGAUUAGUCCCUCUCUCUUUCCUUUGAGCGGAGAUGCGAAGAGCCUGUAUCAAAACUGUAUUUCAGCAUUGAGAACUUUGGAAAACAGGCAAAUUAUCACUUCCCCUUCAAACGAUGAAGUCGAGUCAGAGUUUCUCAGAACCACCUUUUGCAUAUCUGCUGCAGUAUACUGUUACACAGAAACCGCCUUGGGAGAUCCCGAACUUCAGUUGUACUGGAACCGUGAGGUAAGAGCAAUUACUGAUUCUUUAGUUGCAAGAGACCCAAAUGUAGAUCUCCUUCAAGUUGUAGGAGAAAGUUUGGCUUCGAACUCUGAAUCCCGUGUUGGAUCAUCUGGAAUUUCCUCCUUUGAUCGUUUGCCAAACUUCAUGCCUCAACGAAUGCCAAAUCAAAGCUUCUCUCUUGUCCCCACUAAAUUGGAAGAGUGCCCAUCCAGAAACCGCAAGGCUAACCAGGAAGAAAAUGAUUAUGAGGGUGGUCUUGCCGCUGCCUUAUCAACAAAUAUUAAUGAAGUCGUUGUUGACGAUCCUGAGAUCUGGACGAUGUGGAGAGCUAUCAUUACACAACAAGAUAGAGAUCUAAAUAUGAAUUUGAAGAGGUUUAAGAUUUUCUCAAAAGAUUUCCCCACAAAGUUUAGUUCUGACACAAAACCAAAGAAAAUGAGUGAGCUGCGUAAUUUGUGUGUGGAUCUAAUAAAGGAAGGAAUUAGAGAGAAUCCUCCAAGAUAUGAGCUUUUGCCCAUGGCGAAACCAAAUGAGGAGCAAGUUCUAAAUGAAUUCUGUAAUUAUUCCGCAGACUAUUACUUUGGGAAUAGACAGUGGAGUUACAUUUUUGAAUUUUCUUCCAACUCACCGUUUAAAAUGCCCUCAAAUACGACAAUUGUUUAUGGCUUACCAAAAUACAGACCAUAUGCCCCUUUCAGAUACUUUGCAGCUGAAACAUUCAAUGAAAUGAGGAUUAACUGUUGCUCAGUUAUUUACGACCUUUUCUUGAGCAAAGUAUUCCCUCAUAUAUCCACAAGCUAUUAUAAAGACAAGGGAACCUCUAUGGAUAAGUCUAAAUUGGAGCGUUUUUGUCAUGAGGCAGCCAGAAAGUACUUUAAUAAGGACAUCUCAGAUUUUGAUUCAAGAUUAAAGAAUGUGGGUUACUUUGACUUUACAAGCUAUAAAUCAAGAGUAACAAACUAUAAGGAAGUAAGUUACCAAUCCCUAUUAUUUGAAGGUGCACAAGACUUGGAAAGUACCCCUGGUUACUUCUCUGUAGGGAGCAUAGAUAACAAUUUGAGUUACACCCCCAGGUUUCCAAAUUUGAAGCCCACCAGAGUCUGUUUUUCGCAAUGGAAAGCAAUUCUGGAUCAAAAUAAAGAGGAUCUUAAAAAUAAUGUAGAAACCCCAACACACUUGCCUGAAGCAAUUCCUAAUGAAUGGAAUAUGCCUCAGUUCUCUCGAGCAACUUUUAGGAUAGCUUGCUUCAGAAUAAUACGUAAGCUAUAUAGAGAAGGGAGUGUUUCAGUAAGGUCCAGUGUUCUGAAGCCAAUCAGCACUGAACAAAAUAUGGAGAAAAUUCUCUCUGAAUUCUGUUUGGAAUCUUCUAAAAGAUACUUUGAUGGGCUAAACACGGAUUAUUCAAUGGAGAACCUUCUUCAGAUUCAGACAGACACAGAGUCUCAGUGGAACUCAGUGGUAGAAGCUGUAAUGAGGCUUCAGGAGAGCAAAAAGAGCACCACAAUAUAUUGGAUUUACCCAGUUCCUCCUGAAAGUUAUGUUUUAAGUUCAUUUAGAUACAAUGUGAACCCUUCUCCAGAAGAUGAGGAAGAAGAGGAGAAAAUUAAGAAAAGCUUCUGGAGAUCCAGGGAAGGAGAGGUGGGUUAUGAAACUAGGUGUAUAGAGUCAUUGAAGUUCUACAUUACAAAAAGGGAAGAGGAAUUAAUGAAGAUGGAAGUUGAUACAAAUGAUAUGGCUUUGGUUGAAUUGGCAAUAAGGAAAGUUUGUGAGGAGGCUGCAGACACGUUCUUUGGAGCAAUUGAGUGGAUUUGGAUGUAUAAACUUUCAAAUGUGGACAAUAUUAACAAGUAUGCAACCUGGAUUCCAGCAGUGACAGGCUUGCCUAGGCGAAGACCAAUCAGCUCCUUAUUAAAUUAUAAAGGGACAGGAAACAUUGUACAAUUUAGAGACUACUGCUUUGCAUUCAUCUGGACUCUAUGGAAAUCAGGAAAUGAGCCGGAUCUAAGAAUUUCUGGAAAGUUAUAUUCUUCAGGAGAGGGAAACUUGGUGGAGCAAAAGGUUCAGCUUGAAAGGUGGUGUACUCAUGUCGCAAACGAAGCCUAUAACUCUGGAUAUAAGCUUUCUAAAGAGCAGAAGAAGAAAGAAGGUAUCGUAGACCUUGGGCCUAGAAUGGACCCUCAAACUUCUCUCUCUGCGGUAGAGCAUAAUAACAAGACGGAACAGGAAAAUAGCCAAGUGAAAGAAGGAGAAACCGUUGUUUUCUCACUCGGAGAUGCAUCCUCACAGUGGAAAAUGAUCCUUUCACAAGUCGAAGUGGAUAGAAGACGUAACAUCAGAAGAGUUAUCUGGCUUCCAGAAUAUGCUGAAAUUAAGGAAUAUUUUCCUGGGUCAGUGGAAAGGCGACAUUUUGUACCUGCAUGCAUACAGAUAUUGCAUGGAUUGAGUGAAAAAGGACUUUUGGAGUGGGGAACAGUCUCUCCAGAGUACCAAGGAGUAAUAGCAAGAGAAUUUUGUUCAGAUGCUUUCAUGAAUGGGUAUGAACAAAAGGAUGACAGUUCGAAUCCUAUUUCUGCACUUUAUGGAGAAAGACAAGAAAAUAGAGAAUUACUGAUUGAAUUCUUAAAAUUUAUGCACAAAAACAAGAUGAACAUAAGAAAGUGGAUUCUUUUUUACUUGAAUGAAAACUUGAAUCUUGAAUACGCUAUAACCUGGGCCUUAAACGAGGAUAACUGGGGUUAUUUGAGUGACUACUUUCAGCAGGCACAAAUUCACGAGCCUGAUAACUUUAAUCAGCUUUUCGAAGAAGUUAGAGAGAGAGUGAGACAGAUGGGAGGCUUUUUAGAUGCUGGGGAAGAUGAAUAUUUCUCUAAUAAUAUAAAUUCUAGAGAAAAUUUGUGGAAGGCAAUAUACAAUCAGAUGCAUAUAGAUUUAUUGCUGGGAAGGCAACAGAGAAUUUCAAAUCUUCCGUUGAGUCCUCCAGACAUUUGGCUGGGCUCAAGAAGCCCAGAAGAGUUUGUGCCGGAUUGUAAAAGAGUGAUAACAAUGUUGCAAGGGCAAACGAACCCCGAAUUACCUUCAAGCAAAGAACUAACAUUAAAGGAAAUUCUUACUGCAGUUAGAGUUUUUGGAAGUGGUGACAAAGACGAAUCUGAGAUACUUGAUUCAUAUUGUAAGGAUGUAUUUCUACAUAUUUCUGACAAAAAGGGGCUUUCCAUUUUUAAAGGUAGUGGAUUUAGUUAUCCUGGAGCAAUUCUAGAAUUCGAGAGAAAUAGGCAAUGGGGAGUUAUCGCAAAUUUGGCAACCAAGUAUUCCAAACUUCAGCAAAGAGAUAUUGAAGGUAAAAUCGGUCCUGUUUCCAGGAUUGAUAAAAUACCAGGGUUUGUACGCCACACUAUAUUCCAGGGAAGUUAUGAUAUGGAGGAAUUCCUGUCUCAGUGUGAGAUUGCUCUUCAAACUUUGGCAACAGACAUUAACAUUCCAUCGAAUCAAAAAGUUGUCUUUCCUGAUCUACAAAAGAAUGAAAAUGUUGAAGAUAUUAUAAAGGAGUAUUGUAGAACUGCGUCUGAAUACGUUUUCCAAGAAAAGAUGGACCACGCUUUGAACGAAGAUGCAAUCGACGAAGUUGCUGUUUUAAAUGAUCUGGACAAUGUUAGCAGAAGAUUCAGGUUAAGAAAUCCACUUGGUCUAGACUACAAAAAGCGUUGGAAUAGUAUCAUAGAUCUUGCUAAAAAGAGAAUUGAUGAAGAAAAAUACCUAAGGAUGAAUAGAGUGCUUGGAAUAGAUUCAGCAUGGCUUAAAAACGUCUAUCCCGAGAUUGCAGGACAAGAUCUAAAGAAUGCCUUUGAUUCGAAGGAUAAUAAUCAUCUUGCAAGCUUUAUUUUAGUUUCUUAUGAACUAUUUUCUGCGAUAAUGCUUGGAAAGGAAGGAAAUGAAAAAUCUAACAAAGACAAAUUUCAGUUCAUUUCUAGAAAAACUCUACUUCAGUUUUGUAGAGAUGUCUGUUACAAGUAUUUUACCGACGAGGCAAGAGGUGACGUAAACUACUCUAAUCAAGAUAAAUCAGCCACAGAAUAUGCACUGAUUCUUGACAUGAUUGCAACAAGACCUAGGAUUGGACCUGAUCCAAGAGACCCAUUAUACGAGCUUUACCCUGAGCAGGGCGAAGAGGUCCCUGAACUAAACAGUUUUAAUAUGGACCAGUACAUCACUUCUAGAUGGGAAAUAUAUAAAAAAGACUUUGAAGACGAUAAUUUCAGGAAUAGUAUGCGCAAAAAUAUCAUGGAUAGUCUCAACUCCGCUGAAAUCAAUCUUCUUAAUCCUAAAAGCGGAAAACCUGGCUCUAUUAAAAAUAAUGUUGUUUGGGCGCCAACCGCUCCAUACCCUUGGAAACACCACAUUGCAAAUAAAAAUAUACCGUCAGAAAAUAUGCAUGACUCAUACAGUGGCACUAUUUUGGCGGGUAAAACUUUGGAGCAUAUGAAGUCUAUUUUUGGAGGAAAUAUUGCAGACGUUGCCAAAACUACAAUUAUUCCGAAGAUUCCAAACCUAAAUUCUGAAAGUCAAAAUAGCAAACCUGUCAACCAGAACGGUGGCGAUUCUACUAAGAAUAUUGGUGGAAGUGGACGAAUUCUACCUUUAGGAGAUUAUGGGGAGACCGCCAAGGUCAAAAGGAUCAAGGUUGGAACCAGAGGUGGGAAAGUAGUUAAUAGCAAAAAAGUGGAUCACACAGAAGAUAAAUUUGAUCAGAUAGAGAGAGAAUAUAAAGAAUUGGUUUCUAAUAAUUUAAUUUCUCAAGGCACUGGAGGAACUGAAGGUGAAAAUGAAGAGGAAAACAUUAUAAAGGGCAUAAAACCUAGAAACAGAAGCAAUCCUGACAGAAUUCCACAACAGUCAAAAAGAAAGACAAGGCCUAGCAGAGAAAAAAGCGGUCCUUCUUCAGAUGCUUCAAUUUCAGAAGGUACUCCUGAAAAAAGCUCAAAAAAAAAUGCUAUAACUAAAGAGGAGUUGGCAAGUUCUAGACUGGCCGAUAGGGAAUGGACAGUAAUUUCUCAAUUAGGAAAGCUUUUGCCCGCAAGUGAGGGGUCAAAUUUGGUAGCAGGGAUUCCAAUAGAAAGACCGAAGGAUUUAUAUCCAAAAUCUAUGGGAAAUGUAAGAGCAAUGACAGAAGCUUGUUUCUCUGUUAUUUCUAAUGCAAAAUUCAGAGCAAUUUCAGGUACCCGAAUCUCUGGGAAAACAAAAGAGGAGCGAAAACACAAUGCUAACUUCUAUUGUAGGAAAGCAGCCGAAGCCUAUUACGAAUCUAUAGAUGGAGAUUUUAUCCCGCCGGAAAGCCUUAAAACCCUACCAGGAUUCCAAGGAUUAUAUAGUCCAAUUGGGAAGUCUAAGGCCACUAGAGGAAGAGGUAGCCGUGUCUUCUUGGGAGAGAGCUCCAAGAACCCAAUGGGUAAGGAGGUAGGUCUGAAACCUUUACAUAAGGAAUCUGCCAGAAUUAGAAAAUCUUUUGGGCCAGUUGUUGGUUCUUAUGGACUAAACACUCAUAUGCACAAUCAAUCUAACUCUUUACAAAAUACUUAUAAAAAAAUGACAGGAGAUGAAUCCAUAGUUAUGGGUGGAUUUGCUUUAAAUGCUAAGAUCUCCGGAGUAAAAAGGAACAUUAUCGCAGAUUCUGGGAAUCAUAUCAGGGAGAAACUUGUUUUGAGCCCUGGAGACGACUUGCUAACAGAUCCCGACUAUUACAAUGAUAUGAAAGUUACAAAUAGUCAAGAUAGUUAUGUAGAAAUGAGGCCAUCAAAGGGACUUGGAUCAGGGAUUCCAAAACCUGGAAAACUACACAAAAAGAGUAAAGAUGGAAAUCCAAAGGUUUACCAUAUUCAGCCAAGGGCAGAUCCAAAGGAAGAGAGAAAGAUAAAAGCUCAACUAGUUAAUCAGCUCAAUCAAUUCUCAAAAGUCGCCCAACCAGUGAAUAGAAAUCACUUUAGAAAUAAAUAA